AUGUUAUUCUAUAUUUUUACUAUUUUAAUUACAGUUUUCUUAAGGUUUUCAACUGCCGGUCUUAUCCCAAAGUUUUCACUUGAUGGUCUUUUACCAAAAUUGACAACUGAACCCUCAAAUGGAGAUGCUGGGUCUUCAAGUGCUGGAUCUUCAAGUGCUGGAUCUUCAAGUGCCGCAGGUUCCAAAUUCGACUUGGCACUGUUUGGUGACUGCAUUAGUCUGAAUGUUACUGACUUUAACACAUGGUUUGAAUGCGUAACAACACAAGCUGAAUCAGACUUAUUGGGGGCCCUUGGUGAUGGUACAAGUGAUGACCUUAUCUCACAAGUUAUUGGAAAUAUUUUGAUAGCUGGACCAUGA
Messenger RNA from Scheffersomyces amazonensis, 360 nucleotides. RefSeq lists its product as uncharacterized. Lineage: Eukaryota; Fungi; Ascomycota; Pichiomycetes; Serinales; Debaryomycetaceae. The record is from RefSeq and is a predicted model, not a curated record. The transcript has a single exon. Bases 1 to 360 code for a protein of 119 amino acids.